Molecule: messenger RNA, 291 nt
Organism: Plenodomus lingam JN3
Lineage: Eukaryota; Fungi; Ascomycota; Dothideomycetes; Pleosporales; Leptosphaeriaceae
Source: RefSeq, a predicted model, not a curated record
AUGACUUGCAAAUGUACUGGAUCAAUAGGAAUUUCAGCGGCGAAAAUCUGCUGUAGUGAUCCCAGCCAAAAUCUCAGAAAUAUUACCGGUAAACCGUUCGAAGGCACAAUGUUUCUCGGAAAUGAUCUUCAACGCGGAAAAUGGCCCUCAGAAUCUGACAAGGGCCAAUUCGAGCUGAACAAUUGGCAAGACUUCCCAAAAUCUCAAUGGGCGGAUUCAUGGACCCGCUGCUGUUGUGCUACAGCACACGAAGGGCCUUCUGAGAUGACUGGCGGGAGCUGCACUUACUGA